Molecule: messenger RNA, 1171 nt
Organism: Aphanomyces invadans
Lineage: Eukaryota; Oomycota; Saprolegniomycetes; Saprolegniales; Verrucalvaceae
Exons: 2
Coding region: 159-1136 (325 amino acids)
Source: RefSeq, a predicted model, not a curated record
UCAUCUGGCGUCAUGUGGCGCACAUAUUCUACGCCGGGUCAAGUAAGCCCGCACGGUCUCUCAGUCGACGGAGGAGAUCGGGGCAUAUGGUUGCCUUGAUCGUGUGAGUGCUCUCGCCACUGCGACAUCGUCCCGCGCUCGCUGUGUUGCGCUCGAGAAUGGCCAAGGCGUUCGUCGCUCUCUUCUCGGUGUUGUGGGCAGUGCCUCCCAUUGACGCCUUGGUCACGAUUUGCAAAGCGAGCAGUGCGACGUCGUGGAGUACUGGAAUCGAAUGCAGCAUGGAAUUGGAUAUCGUUCGUCCGACGGUUGUGGACAGAUCGACACCCAUUGCAUGGACCAUUCGAAGCACGUAUGGAGAUCCCAUUGUGUUGGUCAAGUCGGCCAUCUCCGUGUGCGAUACAUCUAAAUACACAUGCACAUAUGGCUCGGCCGACUUUGUUGCAGCACCAUCGUCGGCCAUUGCGUUCGAAAAUGCCACAUUUGCCAAGGGCGCGACCACGGUGACGUUUCCCACGUCGUCUUCCUACGUCGUUGCGCUAAACGUAGUGGCCGGCAGCAACGGACAGCAGUUUUUGGCUACGUUGCCGGUACCUGUCGUGCUGGCAUCGUCCUCGCUGCCGUCGAUGGCGCCGCCCACUAUUCCUGGAACCACCCCGUCGUCAACCAUUUCACAAGAUGAUCGGUCCAAGAUUCCGUCCAACGGAAGCGUAAUCCUGAUCAUUGUCGGCGCAAUCCUCGCUCUUGUCCUUGGAACAGUGUUUGCCAUGCUCUUCGCCAAACUUCGAAAGGCAAGGGCCAACAUCUCGUCUCAACAGUCCAGUCUAGGAACGUACCACCCCGACGAUGCAUCCCAUGUCGAGCUUGACGCGACAGCGGCGGCCAAGUUCGUCCCGCCGGAGCCCUACUCGCGUCGAGUAUAUGUCGCCAACUCGAGCGACAGGGGGUCGUCCGUCGCGGGUGGCCCAUCCUCGUCAUGUGCUUCGGAUGGCAUGUCUGCGUUGCAAACCAACUUUCGGUAUCCGUCCGCUUCAGGAGCUCGAAACUCGACGAGCGAGACCUGUUACGGUGGGUACGUCCAAGUGACGGAUCAAGUCGCGCCGCAACGUGCCCGGCGACCCCUCAACUAUCGACGAUAACGUGCUCGUGAUAUUUGCUUAAUGGAACGACGGCA